Hemibagrus wyckioides is the source of this 1912-nucleotide messenger RNA. Its product is annotated as transcription factor 24-like. The record is from RefSeq and is a predicted model, not a curated record. The transcript is spliced from 3 exons. Gene Ontology annotation, biological process: regulation of transcription by RNA polymerase II; developmental process. Lineage: Eukaryota; Metazoa; Chordata; Actinopteri; Siluriformes; Bagridae. The coding region runs from base 605 to 1084 and encodes 159 amino acids. Gene Ontology annotation, molecular function: DNA-binding transcription factor activity, RNA polymerase II-specific; RNA polymerase II transcription regulatory region sequence-specific DNA binding; protein dimerization activity.
UACCAAUGGUGAUAGAAAAGUACAGUUCUGUAUCAUUAUUUUCAAAGAGUGUAUAAUGACAUCAUUUUGUUAUUUUGGGGUUAUUUGUAACGUUUCCCUUUCAAGUAUAGUCUUUCAGUCGUGGCUUGCCCAGAAAUAAAUGUGUGUGUGUGGCCGAAAAAUGUUGCCUUGCGAUGGAGGCUGGUCUUCUCUUCCCUAUACCGAAAGCACAGGAAAAAGGGGGAAAGAGAGAGUGAGAAGGGGAGCCUCAUGCGCCGCCCGUGCGUUUAAAGCCUUGUGAUUAAUUGCACCGAAGUGAAGGACUUGUCAGCUCGUUGUUUUCCCAAUAAAUUAGAGGCUCCUGAGACCUGACGCGCUCAGGUGAGGGAUUGGCACAGACACGGCGACAUAAAAACGCACCUUCUUCACUAACCGCGCCCGGUUUUCAGACUACACAUGGUUUUUUUGCAGCUGGAACGGAACUAUACAUCUCUGUUGGUGCAGCGUAUAGAGAACUUUCUCCAACUGUCUUCAUGUGUACUUUUUCAAGAACACAUUUUUGCUGAAAAUUUGCCUGAAGGUUCGGAAUCAAUAUCUGGUGGAUGGAACUGGAUGCGUAACAAUUAUGGAUGACAGUCCCACAUCCAGCCCGAGCUCUAGCCCGAGUCCUGACGCGCUGAACGCAGACCGCAGACGAGGGCGCGUGCUUUCAGGCGGUGGUCUCGGGACCAGAGGGCGACCAGCAGCAGCCAACGCUGCGCGCGAACGCAGUCGCGUACAAACCCUCAGACACGCGUUUCUGGAGCUCCAGAGGACCCUGCCAUCGGUACCACCCGACACCAAACUGUCCAAACUCGAUGUGCUCAUAUUAGCCACUACAUACAUCGCUCAUCUGACCAAAACCCUGCAGGAAGAGGGCAUGGAAGAAGGAGACGGAUCAAAACGGAGCGAACCGUUAAAUUCACUCAAAGGUGGCGGAUACCUGCAUCCUGUGAAAAAAUGGCCCAUGCGUUCGAGGUUGUAUAUCGGUGCCAGUGGCCAAUUCCUGAGUAACUCAGGCCAGAAUGAAAAUCAAGGAGCCUCAUCAUCCUCAUCUCAGACAUAAUCCUUCUGCACACAAGACUUUCUUUUCAGUAAAAUGAAGGUUUAGAUGAUACGCAGAGCCAAACACGUGGACCACCUCUACUGUAAGCCCUCAUGAUGUGGUUUUCAGCUCUGAACGCUUAAAUCGUCUUCACUCUGCAAAGGAAUUAAAACUAUAAUUUUUUUUUUUUCCAACCAAUUUCAUAUUGAAAUGAGUCCAAAUAGGAACAAAAGACUGCAUGGCGAUUGUGUUGCUGCUUGUUAUACGGCACACUUACAUGUAACCUAAUUAUUUGUCGUUUGUACAUAAUUUGUAUAUAAUCAACAGUGAUUUUUAUGUCGUACUAAAAUAGAUAAGGGGUCUCUGCUCAAAGUUGGGUGUCUUUCAGUUCCAUACUUGGGGGUUUUGUGUAGCUAUGUCGGGAUAAUGAGCUGUCAUGCUUGACUUGUUGGCUAUGCACUUUGAGUUAAAGUAUUUGCACUAAACGCAUGUGUGAAUAACGUAACAUUUGUCAUGUGAAGAGGUCUGUCAGGAUCACAACAAUGGUUGGACUAAAGUCUAGCAAAAUCCCUGCUCUUUCCUUUUGUCGGUGUAUUUGUGGACUGUAAAUAAAAAAGACCCAUAAUUUAAAACUACCUGCCACUUUCAGAUUAUGAUAUUAGCGACAACUAUUCAAUUAUAUUGUAUUGUAUGAUUCAUAUGUUUUCAGUUUGAAACCAAGGCCUGGAUGAUGUCAUGAUUACACAAAUUCUGUUUUGGAAAUUCGUUAAAAACAGGAAACGCAUUUACAUAGUAUAUUAUUGUGUUUUUUGUCUUAGUAAUUUAUAUAGUUCAUUAAAUGAAAUAAAA